AUGAAGGCGAACUUCUUUACCUAUCUUUUUCUCUUUGGCGCAGCCUUCGCCCAGUCCCCGCAUUUUGUGGGGCAGCCGUCGGCUUCUAUCAACAACAAUGGAUUUCUGACGGUCUCCUUUAAGGAGGCAGGACUCGGGGCAAACCAAAACAUCCUUUACACAGUCGGAGCGGACUUCCAAGCUACGUACCAGUGCUGCAAUAAGGGCGGCAAGCAUCCUCAGGCGGGCAACAAGGAGACAACGACAGGUCUUGUCUCAGGGUCGGGCACCUUUAAUUCAGGGAAGAAUGGCAACAUUCAAGGAAGCAUUACCCUGACGUCCGGCCCGAGCCCAGGCGACUUUACGUGUCCUCCAGGCCAAAAUCUUCUGCUCACUAGCCUCGAAUAUUCCGAUAUUGUGUUGACCGAUACCACCAAUCAUGUCUCAGUUAACGUUGCGGCCCCAACCCCCGUCACACCACAAACGUGUUAG
Penicillium daleae is the source of this 471-nucleotide messenger RNA. RefSeq lists its product as uncharacterized. NCBI's taxonomy places the organism in Eukaryota, Fungi, Ascomycota, Eurotiomycetes, Eurotiales, Aspergillaceae. The transcript has a single exon. The record is from RefSeq and is a predicted model, not a curated record. Bases 1 to 471 code for a protein of 156 amino acids.